AUGAAAACGGUGUGUCGAACUUGUGAUGUGAAUGGCAUAGAUUGCGGCGUUGAACCCGGAUCAAAACUCGGAAAUGGAAUACAAGAUGCCGAUUUCGUAUUUUACGUUUCCGCAAUGCAAACUGAACGAUGCUACAAGGGUCUGACCGUAGCUUAUGCAGCGCAUUGUCAGCAAGAAGCGGCGCUUGAUAGGCCGAUUGCUGGGCACGCCAACUUAUGCCCGGAAAGUAUCAGUACUAAACCCCAGGAAUUGGCAACGCUUUUGUCUACAGUGAAACAUGAAAUUCUGCACGCAUUGGGUUUCUCUGUGAGUUUAUAUGCGUUUUUUCGGGACGAAUUUGGCCGACCACGUACUCCACGUAAAACUGAUACUGGAAAACCAUAUCUGAAUGAGAAGUUGCAGAUUCACCAGUGGAGCAAUGAAACAAUAAGGCGAAUUCGAAGGCAAGGUUGGUCUGUAAGAGGAGGUACGGUUACACGUUCAGUAGAUGUGAUGGUUACACCGCGCGUAGUGAAGGAAGCACGAGCACAUUUCGAUUGUCCACAACUUGAAGGGGCAGAACUUGAAGACCAAGGCGGUGAAGGCACUGCACUCACGCAUUGGGAAAAACGUAUACUCGAGAAUGAAGCAAUGACGGGAACUCAUACCCAAAGUCCUGUAUUUUCGAGAAUUACGUUGGCUUUGAUGGAGGAUAGCGGUUGGUAUAGAGCCGAUUACUCGUAUGCAGAACCUCUGAGUUGGGGACGAGGACUCGGCUGCGACUUUGUAAUGAAGAGCUGUAAAGAUUGGAUUAACACUAAAUUAGCAAGAAGCCGAUCAAUUCAUCCAUUUUGUGACAAAUUGAAACGGGAUCCUUUACAAACAGAAUGCACUGAUGAUCGAACAUCUGUUGCCUUGUGCAAUUUAGUAGAACACGCCGAAGAACUUCCAAGAAAAUAUCAGAAUUUUGAUGAAAUUAAUCACGUGGAAUCAGGACGAGAAGGAUUUUAUGGGGGAUCUGUAACAUUAUCCGAUUAUUGCCCAUAUAUACAAGAAUUUACGUGGAGAAGCAAAAAUGUUAUUGUGAGAGGUUCACACUGCCAAUUUGAAGAAAAUAAUCCAUCUAGCGAUAAAAAUUUUGCUUUGGAAAAAUAUGGUAUAUAUUCCAAAUGUUUUGAACAUACUGAUCAAAUGUGGGAGGAAAGGUCCUGCAAGCAAGUUCGACAGUGGCAACAUUGGGGCUCUGGAUGUUAUGAAUACAUGUGCGAGGAUGGACGACUUCACAUCAUGGUGUCCAACUACACAUACACUUGCCAUUAUCCAGGCCAAAAAUUGAACAUAAAAAUACUGAGCAAUGGUUGGCUGCACCGCGGAGCGAUUAUUUGUCCAUCUUGCCACGAAUUGUGUAAUGAAUAUUUUUCGAAGCAAAAUGAGAAGUGCAAGCCCGAUGAUGAGGCGCCCGCCACCCACCUAUAUCCACGAGAUUGGCUGACUUGUGGUGCAUAUUCCUUGGGAUAUAGUGAAACUUACGAAUAUUUUAUUGUAAGUACUUUGACAUUAUUAAUCGGAUUUAUUUCAAGUUCAUAG
Messenger RNA from Ctenocephalides felis (cat flea), 1566 nucleotides. RefSeq names its product leishmanolysin-like peptidase. Gene Ontology annotation, biological process: cell adhesion; proteolysis. Gene Ontology annotation, cellular component: membrane; cytoplasm. Lineage: Eukaryota; Metazoa; Arthropoda; Insecta; Siphonaptera; Pulicidae. Gene Ontology annotation, molecular function: metalloendopeptidase activity. The record is from RefSeq and is a predicted model, not a curated record. The transcript has 9 exons. The coding region runs from base 1 to 1566 and encodes 521 amino acids.